CGAAGGGGAAACGGGAAGAAGACGGAGAAAGACUGCAGACCGGAACCUUCUUGCUGCCUUCCGUUUCCCUAGCUGCUGUAGGGAGGCAUUUGAGAUGAGGACUGGCAUAUACAGAUUGUAAACAGUAAAGCAGGAGACGGCUGAAUAAUGCUGCUGAUGUAUAUUGUCGUUCGCUGAAGAAGGAGGAGGGGGAAAGACGCAAGGAAGAUCACCUGUGGGCAAUAAAUUCAAAACAUUGUGUGUGUGUGAGUGAGGAGUUCCUGUGAGCCAGGAAAAUCCAGAUUCUGUGGACAAUUUCUGCUGAAUAGGCAACACCCUCCUAGCGUUUUUCACAUGGUUACGUUUAGAAAUCUAAACACAAGGACAAGUCAUUUUUCAUGAACACAUUUGCAAAUGGAAGUCAACCAAAGCAGCUGAAGUCAAAUGCCAGUGGCAGCUCAAAUUGCAUUAAUCCUGUAACUUCCAGGUUACAUCAGGGCUGGAAACUCCAGAGGCAGCUUUCUCUUCUGUUGGUCACCUGGACAUUUAUAUUGUGUCUCAGCAAAAUACCUCCAUUCUUCUGACCACAAAUAAAAUGGAAGCCUUAGAAGUUGAUGACAUCAGUCCUGCCUUGGAGGUGACUGAAGAUUUCUUUAGUACCUUUGAUGCUAAGCUAGAGAAUGUGCAGCCACCAGAGGUUUAUGGGAUUCAGGAAGUUCCUGAACUGGUUGGACAUGAGAUGUUUAAUAAGAUCACAGCCUGUGGAGACUUGAGGAAUGUUGCUUCUCUGGGGAAGAACAACCUUGUUUGGGAACACUGCAAAAAUGGACUCUUGGAAACCAAAGUACAGGCGGCAUUUUCUGCCAAAGAACAGUUUGGAGUGCAAAAGGGAACAGUUCCAGACAACCUCUCCUGGGUGGAACAGAAGGAAGCCUCAACUUUUAACAUCUUUAACAUUUGUCAGAGGAGAAGAGAUAGGCCACGUUCUGUGAAUGAUAUCAUAGUGCAGAGCGAGGAAACUGCCACUUUCAAGCCAGGCCAUAACCGCUCACGCUCAGAUAUCAGCCGUAUUGAUUGGGGUGUUGUCUUAGCCAGUGCACCUCCACAGCAGCCAUCUAACCAGGGCAACAGAUGUCCUAAACUUUCAUUCGCACCAACUGGAUUUAAAAAGGGAGAGGACAUUCAAGGGAAUACUGAACAUGAACCAACAUUCUCCAGUAUCUUGAAGAAGGGAUACCUUGAAGUUAAGAACAACCAUGGCAGCUACUGGCAGACUUGUUACGCAGAGCUCUCCCCAUACAAACUGUACCUGUAUUGGCUCGACAGCAGUGGCAACCAGAACCUUCCUACCAUCUAUCUCCUUUUACAUUUCCAAAGCAUCAAUGUGGAAACCAAGGUGGUUGAUGCAGUGCUGUUUGAUAACUCACAUCUACAGCUCAAGGCAGAGUCGCCAUGGGAGGCCUUGGACUGGGGGCAGAAACUUUGGGAAGCCGUGCAUCCUUCAAUACCAUCUGUCUUGAGGCCACAGGGAGACCUAGGGAAUUCUCAGAAGUUAGACAAUGACGACUGUGCCAUCAUUCCAAAGCAUGGGUUGCAGAAUGGACCUGCUGAAUCUUUCCAGUCGGCAUCUUUGACCCAAAAAAUCAAGGACUACCCAAACAUUCUCAAAUCAGGGACUCUUUACAGACUGACACUUCAGAAUAACUGGAAAGCAUUUCAUUUUGUACUCAGCCAGUCUUUCUUCAUGGUGUUUCAGACCAAUGGGCUUGAUGAAGACCCUCUCUUGAGCUACCAUAUUGAUUCGUGCCUCUCUGUCCAGACUGAUGUUCUGGAUGAUUGUGACUCUUGUUUUCAGGUUAUCUUUCCUCAAGAUGUGCUUCGUCUGCGUGCAGAAACCCGCCAAAGAGCUCAGGAAUGGAUGGAGGCCUUCAAGUCUGCUACUAAUGCAGCUAGAAGUUUGGGUCAAAACCUGCAUGUGACACUGAGAAACAAAGUCCAAGGCCUGUCUUGUGGAAAAGAGCAUAAGAAGAUCAAGCGCCAGUCUGUAACCACCAGUUUCCUGAGCAUCUUAACCACCUUGUCUCUGGAAAGAGGGCUGACAGCCCAGAGUUUCAAGUGUGCAGGUUGUCAGCGCUCCAUUGGCCUAUCCAAUGGCAAAGCAAAAGUGUGCAGCUACAGUGGAUGGUAUUACUGCAGCACCUGUCAUGUGGAUGACAACUUUCUCAUUCCUGCACGGCUAGUUCAUAACUGGGACACUUCAAAAUACAAGGUAUCAAAGCAAGCCAAAGAGUUCCUGGAAUAUGUGUAUGAAGAGCCCUUGAUUGACAUCCAGCAGGAAAACCCUAUGUUGUACAGACACGUUGAGCCACUGGCAACUGUGGUCCGCCUGAGACAGCAGCUGAAAUCCCUCCGAGCCUAUUUAUUCAGCUGCAGAGCAGCAGUGGCCGAAGACCUGCGAAGGAGAAUUUUCCCCAGAGAGUAUCUCCUUCAACAGAUCCAUCUGUAUUCUUUGGCAGACUUACAGCAGGUUAUUGAAGGGAAGUUGGCCCCUUUCCUUGGGAAGGUAAUCAAGUUUGCCACCUCCCAUGUAUACAGCUGCAGCCUUUGUAGUCAAAAAGGGUUCAUAUGUGAGAUCUGUAACAAUGGUGAGAUCCUGUACCCCUUUGAGGACAUUUCUACAAGCAGGUGUGACAGCUGUGGUGCUGUUUUCCAUGCAGAAUGCAAAGUGAAGUCUGUACCAUGUCCCAGAUGUGUGCGGAGGGAGCUCCAAAUGAAGCAGAAAUCUUUCUGGAGAAGACUCAACAUGGAUGAGAGCUUGGAAGAGGCUUGCAACAUGUUUGAACUGUCCUAUCAGAACACAUGACUCGAAGGAAUAUGCUGGCAACCUGCAGGGAUCCCUUUGCUACUGUAGAAUGAUUGCUUAUGAGGCAUCUUUGCGCUGCCAGGCAGAAUCCUUUACUGCAAAACGAUUGGUUGAUAUUCGCCUUUUGGUUACUGAAUAUCCAGGACCAAAAGAAGUCUGGAGGCUAAAUUGCAUUGAUGAAGUCUAGGUGAACCAGCUGGUUUGAAACCAAACGUAGUUUACUUGAAAUAUUUCCUAUCUCUUUGCAUUUAUUGUUAGAAACAUCUUAUUUAUGUGCAUUUAUUAUAAUGCUUCCAAGUGAAAUAUUUUGCAGAAAUAGCAAAGGUAGCAAUGCUAUUUAAAACCCAUAGCGUACUUUGGACAGGGUGCCUAUGGAUUGGUAGUACUGAGCUUAGAAAGAUGUUUUAGUGAAGAAUAGUUUCUUCCCCCAUCUCCCAAAAGUCAAUUUACUUGUAAGAUCCACAUCUAGAAGCAUACGUAAAUGUGUAGCAGUUCUUGCACUCUAUAUAAGCAAUGUGCUAAAUGCUGUUUAAGUUUGGCAUUACUGUUACUGCCUAUAGGAUAAGCUGCUCUCUGUUUAGAGCUGUCACACCUUUACACCUGCACAACAUUCUAAUUUUCUGAGUGAAUAAUUUAAAUCCCUAUUAUUUUCUCACAUAUAACACUUUAAAAUACACAGAUUGAUCUCUCACAAUGUUAAAUUGUGAUGUGCAAUACUUUGCGAUUGCUUACUGGUUCAAUACUUCCUUUUUCUUAAAUCUCGGAGAUGUUUUUGUGCACUAUAAUGAAGUGGUGAGCUCCAUCCUUUUGAGGAUUUCACUGAGCUGGGGUCUGGGUUUCUGCUGCUCUGUCCUUUUGGUUUCUACGUGAUAGAAACACAUGCUGAGACUAGAAAAGCCUCCUGAGCAACUGAUGGGAGUCACAUGCUCCAAAGCAGAAGGAAGAUCCACACCCUGCCUACUUAAUCGUAUGUGGGAUUUCUUUUCUGAUUCUGGACCAGAUACCACACACACAGCACCCAGAACCCAGUGAGCAGAGAUUGAAUCCUCAUCUGCUGACAAGGUCCAGAUGAAUUGCACUGCAGAGUAUGAAUGGAGAUAUGCCUUCCCAUAUUGUCAUGUGCAUGCAGAUGAGAAUGUGCAUCCUUGUCCCCUAACUGCUCAUGGGUCUUUACCUGCAUGCAGCUAGUAAUGCAUAACACUUUCUCCCUUCUCUAUUUAUCCUUCUCUGAAUUGUGGCCCUUGUCCUCUCCUAUGCAUAUAGUAUUUAAGGAAGCAUUAAUGGAAGUGAGCUAUGCUUACUUGCUUCAGUCCAGAGCAAGCUUGUGCAUUUAGAUCCAUACAUGGAUCUCUUGGGCAUGCAGGCUUCCCCAGUCAUAUCAGUGAAGGAUUCUAGUCCUCAUGCAUAUUGGCUCUCUCCACUGAAACAGGGAAGUUGUGGGAAGCAGAGCAGUCCUCAUGCCUUUCAGGAAUUGUGGGCUCAAGGCCACUUUCUUAACACUAAGAAACAUAGCAGAUUUAAUUUACUGGAACCUAUACAUGUUCCCAGUGAAACUUCUUGAAAUGUCUCCUUGUUUAAAAAAUCUCUAGGACUUUUUAUUUCCCAGUAUCUAUUUUUUUCAGGAAUUUCUCACAGGCAAAUAUAUGGAUGCAAAUGUGUAACCACAUUUGCAGGAAGCAAGUACACCGUGAAGUAAAAACACACAUUUGCACGAAUCCUAUCCAUUAAGCCAAGUAUGCUUGCAGUCUUCCCCUCUAAGCAUGUUCGUUUGACCCCAUCAACUUAGAGUAUGACCAUAUUUAAAAUAUAUUUAAAAGGAAGGACCCUGACAUCAAACCUUAAUGUGCCUUUAAAACAUGAAAAGAUAUUAAACUCAUCUAACUUGAAAAUUGAAUUUUAUCAAGCAGAGUUGGGCAGGUUGGUGCACAACAAAUACAGAUGAUGGGGAAGUAGUUAAAUGUGCUCAUUCUGAAAUGUUGUCUUCUGUAUUUAAAGCUUUACAGGAAUGAAUGGCAGGAAUGACGAGCGUUCACAUUUCAUAUUUUUAGAUGGGCUGGCUUUUACAAGUUACUCUUGUGUCUGCAUAUGUGCACAUGUAUUAACAUGUCCUCUGUUUUACUGGCUCCAUGACAAGAACCUGUGAACUUUAGACCCAACCGUACCUGAAGUAUGGCAGUUCAGAAGAAUCCAUUUUCUACUGCGUUAUUCACUUAUGUAGGAGCUUUGCAAACACAUUGACAAGGCUGUGAUACAUGAGAACUGCCCCCUGUUUAGAAUAAGCAACUUGACAAAUGAACGUAACUUGUGCUAAUGGCGCGGGGGUGGGGGCAGUGUCUGAAAACAAUAUGCUGCUGUUAGAUCAGUUAUAGGAAAAGGAAGUAGCAACUAUUUGUAUAAGUAAUAGCACAUUCUACAAUAAUUUUUUGGCUGUGACAGAGUCAACAGUUCUGAACUAUUUGAAUUCAACAUGUUCAUUGUGAUACAGCUGCUAGUACAUUUUAACAAUACAGUUUCUGCUGUUUUCAGUUCAUGAGAAUUCAAGAAUAUUGCUUCUCCUCUGGUUACAUUUCGCUCUGGUGCAUAAACCCAUGCAAAGACUACCCGAAGUGAACAAAUAAGUAUUGCAUUUCACGGGUGUGUGCUAUUUUAUGAUUAUAACUAUGAAGCAUUAGAUAUUGGUCUUAUUGGCAGAACUUAUGCUAGACGUCUCCUGUCCACAUGACAAAGAGCGGAAUGUUGUCUGUUCACUAGUAUUUGUAUCACAAUAUAAUAUGGUAAUAAUUUACCCUUUGAAGCUCAUUGCAGUAGCCACCACCGCACAACUAUUGCAAUAGACAAAUAGAACAUUUGUAAAAAUAUUUUGGGCCCAUCUGUUUGCCCAUCUCUGUGAUUAAGAGCAGCAGUUGCAGGGGAGUGGCAUUUUAAGUCCGGGAACUGGCACAGGGGCAAAUGGUUAGACGCCACCCCGUCUGUAGCCCCGGCCUCAAUUGGGGGAGCCCUGUGGCUGCUUUUGGAGGAAGCAAAAAUCCGAUUUCUAGUCACAGGAGUUGGGCUCUGAAUCUGUGCAGAAGGGGGGGAAACAAACCAGAACUUGUUGGGUGAAAGGGCUGAGCCUAUAUUGACGUUCCCAACUACAAGGGAGAAGAGUUACGGCAGUGUUACUAGUUUUAUGGGCAGGUCUGCUGUAGGAGAGGUCUCUGCCCCUGCCCAUCUAUUAAGCAAGCAUCUUUUUCAGGCAUCACACAAAUCUGUUUAUCACAUACCCAAACCACUGUUUCCCAGUGAAGCACAUAAGCUCUACAGCAAAUGCCAACCUCUCUUAAGUUACAGGGCCUGCUAAUUACAGGCAUCACAUGUUGGGACUGAGGUUGGGCAAGAUUUCUGUCAUCUUGACAUUUAUCCUUUGCCUUAAAAAAUAAAAAUAAAUAAAAUCACCAUUACUUCCUGACAGGCUGACAGCCAGACUAAACUACUCCUAUUUAAAUUAAAUCGUCCUCUAGAGUAACUUCUGAGUAGUCCUAUUGAGUAAUGUAGUCUGAAUGGCAACCAUAGUGCUUUGCUUUUUUAUUCCACAUGUUCAGUACCAGCAAGAUCUUACUCCACCAUCACAUGAAGCUGUGUUUGUCCUGCCUCAGCUGAACUGGUAUUUUAUGCCUGGCAAAUAGGAAGAAACCAUUCAGUGAUGUCCUCUUUGCCAGGGGAAACUACUUAGACCCCUCCCCCACCUGCUUUUUGGUUGCUUCUCAUUAUCUCACCUCUCUACCCACCACAACAGGUACUGCUUGGGAUGGAAGAUGUCCCGGUGCAGCACAAUAGAUGGGAUGUCACCUUGUGCCUGCAAAUUGCAAUUAUGGGAUCCUAGUACAACAACUAGAUCCCUUGGAUUAGUCUAAUCAGUACCAUACUUUCCAUCUCAGUUUAGUAUACUUGAGAUUACUUCUAACCUAAUCUAUUGUGAGGAAAAUGUAUGAAGCCAUUUCUCCUUUCAAAGGGUAAUGAUUACCUUGACAGGAUGUUUAAACAACAACUUUGUAUAGUGCUUUUUUGGUACAGUUUCCAAAAAGCAGUUUCAGCUUUUUGACUGUGAUGUUGCCUAUGUGGAUCAGAUUGUGUUUUAAUACCAGUAGCAACAUUCUCUUGUUGGCCAGGAUCAACACUUCUUGCUUCUGUGAAUUAAGGAAAACAAACCAGAACUAUCACGAAAAAUAAGGAGUCCCUAAUGUAGUGAUCUUCACUAUUUUUCAAGUGGAGGCCAUUUGGGCACAACACUGUCAAUGUGAAAGCCAUCUCCCACUGUGCUGACCUCCACACAACACUGCACUGUCCUCAGUGUUGAAAGGGACCCUUUACCAGAGAGGGAGCCCUCUCAGAAGAUCUCUAGGAGGAAAGCACUGGGAGAGGCUACAUUUCCCAUCAUUCUGUGCAGGCCUUCAAGAUGGUGCAGAGACUCAAGAGGCUGUUUCCCUUAAAGGAGCGCCCACCACCACCACCACCAGAGCUUGGCAAAGCAUAGCACUGCACAGUGAGAACAGUCGUCUCUGCAUGGUGCACUCCAGGGGGACUGUACAGAAUAUUUUGCUUUGGCUGAAGCUUCACGCAGGCCCAAUAAACAAUUAGCCAGGGGGCCACACGUGGGUUUGGUGGGGCUGCCACUGGCCCUCAGGCUUUACAAAUUGACACUGCCCUAAGGAGCCUGCUUUGCCAGUGUUCUUUAGGUUCUGCUGCCGCCAUUUCUUGUCUAGUAGAAGUUGUGAUACCAGGAAUUCGGGGUUGGGAUAACUUCAGGAUUAUUUGAGAUACUACAUUUUCUGGUGGAAGGUUCUAAUCAUAGUGAGUUCUGUGUACAACAGAACAUCAAAUUGCUACAACAACAUCAAAUUGAAAGAAACUGGAAACUGGGGGUGUUCUUUUAAUAUAUCUGUCAUUAUAUAUACUCAUUUAUACCAAAGUUGUUUGUUUUUUUAAAGGCAGAAGAUUUGUUUAAAAUGGAGUGAGGAUGUUUGUUUUGCUUUGUCCUUUGGGUAUAACAAAGUAUCAGUCUUUUUGAAAGAAUUCUUAUAGUUUUCAGUUGAUUUGUGGAUUCUGCUUGAGUAAUUUGGAAUUGUUAAUAAUUUUAAUUCCAGAUUACUCAACCAGAAUCAACUGCAAACUAUAAGAAUUAUUUGCCAAAAGGUCAUCUUUCUCAUUUUAGCUUAUUUAGUUAAUUUAAUUGGUGUGAUGAUUUAUUAUUAUGUUAUUUGUAUAGCUAGUAGCUAUAGUAACUAUUAGCUACCAGCAGCAUUCCCCACCCACCACUCCCAUAUCUCUUCACAACUGUUUUCUUCAUAGGAGUUUCUUCUAUGUCAAUUCAGAGCUUCCAUUAUGCAUUUUCCAAAAGGGAUUCCUAUAGCAUGGAGCCCCGGUAACAUCUUGCACUUGUGGUAAGCCCGUAGACCAGCAAAGGAUUCCAUGCACUUUUGCAGGAGAACCAUAUGACAAAAAAUACCUGGUUGACUUCCAGAACUUCCCUGACCACACAGUGCUGAGUUUCACAUUAAGGACCGGUUUCUACAUUCAGGAGAAUCAAGAGAUAAAGCUUUGCCUGGGACUAAACAAUUUCAGACUGUAAUUCAGGGAAGCUCACAUUGAAUGCUCUUCACUCUUUUUUCAUUAUCAUUUAAUCAACACCCUUUGCACUGGAAAAUAGCAGAUUUGAGAGAAAGUUUUGAUCCAGUCUACUCCUCUUCCUGAUGUGAUGUCCCCUAUGUGGGAUAUUGAAAACAUGCAGCCAGAAGUGGCACAAUUUGAGAAAAACAGCUAUCACUUGAUUCUGCUGAAUGUAGAAACUUGCCUGUUACAGCCCAUGUAGAAUCCAUAAAACCUAGUAAAACCUUCAUAAUUUGCUUUCUGAUUUUCUCCUGUAGUAGCAGUGCCUUAAUGCAGUUGUACACUGAUGUCAUUCUUCCUUUUUCUGUGUCUCUUGAAUAAGGCUGCAAUCCUAUACAUACUUACCUGGGAUUGAGCUUCACUGAACUCAGUGGGACUGAUUCUGAAUAGACAUACAUAGCAUCAUGCUGCACAUGGACUAUUUGGUCAACUUUGUCUAUCUAUAGGGGGCAAGGAAUUUCCCGAGAGAGUGAAUCCUGCUCCCAGUUCAUCAUGUCGUUCGCCGAUCUGAUAGGCUCAGUCAGUAUACAGCAUACAUGCAGUAUUCAUCAUGUUGCAUGUAAAGCAUCAUAGUUGAGUGUUAUUUGGUGCCUUAACUCUUAGUUUUUUAAAGGCAAAAACUCAAGGUUCUUGGCAAAUACUUUGCCCCUUCUCAAACAUUUUUCAGUUGGACCUCUAUACAGCUUGUUUGUUUUUCUGCAUAUAGUUUGUUAAGAACGGAGGAAGGAGGCUGCAGCUGUUUCCAUAGCUGGGAGCCAUUUUCUCAGAGCACAGUAGAAAUGCAUACACAUAGAAUUCUAAACUCAGGAGAAUUGUGGAACUGGACUCAUUAGGUCAAGUUAAACUGAAAUCUGGAGAAAUCUUGAAGUAGUUCUCUUUUGCUGAUUGCAUGAAAGUGAUAUUUAACAGCAUGGGUGACCUGGUCAUGCAUAAACUCACCAAGCACUGGGGAAGGUGGGCAGAAACAGAGAAGUAUGUGCCUACUUCAAUAGCACAUUCUCUAAAAGUGUAAUGGUACAGAAAAUAUAAGCAUGGCCUCUGCAUAAGAGCCAACAUGGUGUAGUGGUUAGAGAGCUGGACUAGGACCGGGGAGACCUGAGUUCAAAUCCCCAUUCACCCAUGAGACCUGCUGGGUGACUCUAGGCCAGUCACUUCUCUCUCAGCCUAACCUACUUCACAGGGUUGUUGUGAGGAGAAACUUAAGUAUAUAGUACACCGCUUUGGGCUCCUUGAAGGAAGAGUGGGAUAUAAAAUGUAAUAAAUAAAUAAAAUAAGGCUGACAUAGACGUUCAUAAAACUUUUCAUGUUUUGGAAGGGACCAUAUCAGGGCAGAAUGACUACAACUAAGUGGGAGAGUACAUGUUUUGCAUGCAGAGACAGGGUGCUCAGCUUCAAUUCAGUUAAGAGUGAUUUGUGUAGGAAAUUUGGAGAGACUUGGAUCCACUGCCAGUUGGAACAGGACAGUCGUGGUUUAGAUGGUCUGCUGGUCUGCUUAAGUAUACAGCCUCUUCGAGCAAAACAUGCAAUAGGCUUGCAUUCCUGUUUCCAGUAAAUAUGAACUGAUCCUUAACUAACAGUAGAGUUGUGUUUAGAAUUGGUGGAACUCUUGAAGGUCACACUAUAUUCAUUGACUGGUUUCCUGAAGAACUAGCCCAGUGGAGAUGCUUAUCAGUUACGUGUCAGAAAAUGCAGAUUGAUAGGGAACAAAAGCUGCUAGGGAAGUCUCAGUCACCAGCCCUUGCUUUUUGUUCCCCCAUUUUUAAACAUCAGUGGCAGAAACCUUGUUUAAGAAUGUCUUAGAGCCAGCUCACACACUCACCAACACUGAAAUGGCAUCUAUACAUUCAUUGGAGCAUAUGGGGAGGGUCCAUUGCUCAGGGGUAGAGCAUCUGCUUUGCACAUAGAAGGUCCCCGGCUUAAUCCCUAGUAUCUCCAUGCAGGGCUGGGAAAGAUCUGACUUUAAUUCUCGAGAGCUGCUUCCAGUCAGUGUAGACAAUACAGGCCUAGGUGAACCAAUUGGGCAUUCUUAUGGGCCCAUAAUAGGCCUGAUUCUAAACCAUUCCAUAGAAUUAUUACAAUUUUGAGCAUGUGGAACUAGCCCUUAAAACAUCACUGCAUUGCCAGAAGUCAACAUAUAAAAACACAUUGCUUGCUGUAAAAUAGGAUCAAAUUCCUACUAGGAAUGCAUUUUUAGUGUUCGUCUGCCAGCUCCACACAUGUCUUAAUACGUCCCACAAAAUCAUGACUGACUCUGGCACAACAUGGGAUCCUGGCGGUAGGGGAAAAAAGAAUUUAAAAUGAAGUGGUGACUCUUCAGAAAAGAUGUGCAUUAAAUCAUCAUGAUAUCUUAUAUCCAUAUGUACUGUGAAGUAUCCAAAGAUGUGAGUUUAAAACCAGCCCUCCAAAAGCAGUGUGAUUAAAUCGGAUUAUGGAUAUGGACCAUUUCUGCAUGAAUUUAAAUGUAGCUUAAAUGAAUGUUACCCAACUACUUUUAAAAAAUGUAAGUCAUUUGAAUUGCACUAAAUUCAAAGGGUUGUAUCCUAGGUGAAUGAAAGGCACUUCUAUUCAGUCAAGGGUGGGGGAGCCAUUUUCACGGACUGUCCCUUCCUUCUGCAUCCUCCUGUGCCUCUGAAAUUUGGCUCCUGAAUGUUGGGGAGUCUCUGAAGCAGGAGGACAUGGAGCCAGCAUGGUGUAGUGGUUAGAGUGCUGGACUAGGACCAGGGAGACCCGAGUUCAGAUCCCCAUUCAGCCAUGAUACUAGCUGGGUGACUCUGGGCCAGUCACUUCUCUCUCAGCCUAACCUACUUCACAGGGUUGUUGUGAAGAGAAACUUAAGUAUGUAGUACACCGCUCUGGGCUCCUUGGAGGAAGAGCAGGAUAUAAAAUGUAAAAAUAAUAUUAAUAAUAAUACAAAUAAUAAUGGGGCAUUGGGGGCUGCAGCAGAAAGGGAAGAUCAGUGAAAAUCACUGUCCUUUUGCAUUGAUGGAAGUUUAGAAUAUAACAAAACAUGUUUUAAAAGGUGCAGUUACUAGCAAUUUCUAUGAUUGUCACAAGCCACAAAACAAACAGCUACCUAUAGCAUGAAUAAACAGCAUUGAGUUGGCCCCAUUACCAACUUUGUAAUGGUAACCUGUUGCUUUUUAAAAGAAAGCGGUUGAUGGCCUCCUUUUUAUGUCCUACUAGUUGCUGUUUGCCCCCCCACCCCCCGGAAGUCUUUGAGAUCAUUCAGUUUUUGCCAGUAUUGUUUCUGUAACUGUUAAUCCAUCUGUAAGUAGCUCAGCAGCAUCUGCACUGUUAAAUAACACCGUAGAAUAACACCGUAGCACAACUACCUGUAAGUUGCCUCUUGGUGAAGGAGUUUUGUUGAAUGUUUUAGAAGGCAAUCCUAUGCAUGCUUACUUGUGAGUAAGACCCAUGACGUCCAAUAUGGCUUAUUCCCCAAUAAGUGUGCAAAGGGUUGCAAACUUUAGUUCUCCUCUGAGUAUUUUUCUGUGUAAAGUCUAUUUCCAAAUAUAUUCACUAUCAGUUAAUAGAAUUGGCUCUCUGUAUCCCACAUCUCCAGCAUAUUUCUACAUUAUUUUUAUUUUUAUGUACCUCUGGCAACCCAUUUGUGGACAAAGAUUUAUGCCAAAGGAGAUAUUUCACUGCUGAAUGUACCUUCAAUACUCCCUUAAAGCAGCCAAAGUAUGAGGGUUAUUACCUAACUCACCCCACCAUUUUUGGCUCUUAUAACUCGAUAUAAAGAAGUGUGAGGAAAUUUAGUAUUAAAACGAGUAGCAUUGAGCAAGGGCCAAUUCAGACAGGCAGUUUCCCCUCUAAACAAGCCAGUGCAGGCUCUCCUCAGGCAUCCAUUUGCCUACACCGCAUAAGAUGCAGCUACAGGCAGUAGUCACUUUUUAACCACUGUGGAAGCACUUCUCACAGUAACAGUUAUGGGAAUUGUCAAAAACUUGGUUUGCACAAAUGUAGAUUAAGGCAUACAUGUAGAAGGAAUGAGUGGAAACAUUAAAGUACUCUCCUUAAACAAUUUUUGGAAAUUCAAGUCACAUUAAUCCAUUCUACAUUGUCAAAGGCUUGCAUUCUGUUUUAGAAGAAUAACCCUGCUUUUAUUUUGGAGGAGUUGCGGUAAGAGAGUAUAUUUCCAGAUGAUUUGCUACCAUUAACCCUCUUUGAUCCUGAUAAUAAGUACAUGUGUGAAUUAUCUAGUUAAACUAAUUAGCUAGUCAAUUCCAGCUAAUUACUUUGAUUGAUGAACCAGCAAUCAUUUAUUCUCUAAAUAGUCAAUAAAACCAGAGGACAAACAAAUGAAAUGAAUUUAUCAAAUUAAUUUCAUAAGCCUUUUAGAUUUCUAAAUUCUCAUUUCCCUAACCUGUUAGAUCAUCUUCCCCUAGGGAUUUUAUUGGUUACUAGUGAAAUAAGCCACUCUGAAAUCUCUAAAGGGUUGUGUAUUAUUAAACAAUGUAGUUCCAAAGCUUGGUACUAGACAAAGUCACACAGAAAUGUGAAGGACAGAUAAUUGUUAAUGGAAAUGGAAUGAGCUGCAUUAGUCCUCCCCACCCCCACCCCGUGUAUAUGUGUGAAACAGGAUGCUGGACUAGAUGGGCCUUGGGCCUGAUCCAGCAGGGCUGUUCUUAUGUUCUUAUAUGCAUUUUAAGGAAGUUUUGUGUGUGCCUUUCUCUUUUUUGCUUAAGUCCAAACCCCGCCUGUGACCUUUACUUAUAAUCAGCAAAUGUAUCUGCAAAUUUGAAGAAAAAAGACUUUUUUUUCCUCCCAAGUUUUGUGAGGGAAAUAUACUAGCAUUGUUUACUAGCUGCUAAACUAAACUUGACAAUUGCUUCUUUAUUUGGGGGAGAUUUGUUUGUUUGUUUUUACUUUGUCAAAGGUGUUUUUAAAUGCGUUUCUUUUUAAAAAUAACCAAAACCCUGCAAUGGAGCCAAUAUCUUUUAAUUUAAUAAUAUUUUUAUUGUUGUUUUAAACUGUGCUUUUAAAUUAUUUGCUACUGGAUCAAUAUGCUUAAUUUCUUAUUGUUGGGCAUACAUGUCGUGUUAUUGGUUCCAAUCCACACAAUUGAAUUAGGUUAUAUAUUAGCAAUGUAUCUGGGUAUGGAGCUCUUUGUUAUCCAUGACACACAGCGAAGGGCCAACAGUCCCUACUGUAUAGUCUCAAUAAACAAUAAAAUAUACACUUGA
This is a messenger RNA of Hemicordylus capensis (graceful crag lizard), 13677 nucleotides long. RefSeq names its product pleckstrin homology domain containing M3 (gene PLEKHM3). Bases 575 to 2842 code for a protein of 755 amino acids. NCBI's taxonomy places the organism in Eukaryota, Metazoa, Chordata, Lepidosauria, Squamata, Cordylidae. The record is from RefSeq and is a predicted model, not a curated record. The transcript has 8 exons.